This is a messenger RNA of Syzygium oleosum, 2253 nucleotides long. Its product is annotated as calcium-dependent lipid-binding protein-like. The record is from RefSeq and is a predicted model, not a curated record. Lineage: Eukaryota; Viridiplantae; Streptophyta; Magnoliopsida; Myrtales; Myrtaceae. The coding region runs from base 389 to 1933 and encodes 514 amino acids. Gene Ontology annotation, molecular function: lipid binding. The transcript has 12 exons. Gene Ontology annotation, cellular component: endoplasmic reticulum.
CAUCUUCUGCAUCCGCACUUUUUCCCUCCCUCGUCAUCUUCACCGCGACUCGCAUUCCCUUUCCGCGGAGGCGAAAAACUGAUCGGAGCUUUUUGCGAGCGACGGCGGAGCGAAGCGGCAUCGAUUCGUUCCGUCUCGUCGUUCAUGCAAGCCGGUGAGCGGAGAGUCCACGGCGGAGUGACGGAGGAGCCAUCGCUUUCUUCAUCUUCUUUGUUUUCUUGUCGAUCCUCUACCGUCAAUCCGAUCCAAGUCGCCGUUCCGCCGAUCAUCGAUACGUCCGUCGGCUUUGGUUUGAUUCGUUUCCUGCGGCGGCGGCGUUGGCUUGGCUUCUCGGAGAAGUUGGCGGUCUUUUGAGAUUUCGGUUCGAGAGAGCGAGAGAGAGAGGAGAAUGGGGCUGACGUCGGGACUUUUCAUGGGGACCGUGGUCGGCAUCGCGCUGAUGUUCGGAUGGAGCUACAUGAUGCGGUAUCGCAGCGCCAAGCGCAUUGCCAAGGCUAUGGAUAUCAAACUACUGGGUUCUCUUGAUCGAAAUGACUUGAAGAAGAUUUGCAGUGAUAACUUUCCUGAAUGGAUAUCUUUUCCAGAAUUUGAGCAGGCUAAAUGGCUAAACAAGCAACUCAGCAAACUGUGGCCAUAUGUUGCAGAGGCUGCAACAGCAGUGAUUAAGGAAUCUGUUGAACCAUUAUUGGAAGACUACCGACCUCCAGGAAUAACUUCAUUGAAGUUCAGCAAGCUGUCUCUUGGAACCGUGGCACCAAAAAUAGAAGGUAUACGUGUUCAGAGUCUUAAAGAAGGUCAAAUUACUAUGGAUAUUGACUUUCGAUGGGGAGGAGAUCCCAGCAUUGUCUUAGCAGUACAAACUGCACUUGGAGCGUCAAUACCCAUUCAGUUAAAGGAUCUUCAAGUUUUCACUGUUGUUCGUGUUAUCUUCCAACUGGCUGAUGAGAUCCCGUGCAUUUCUGCUGUCGUUGCUGCCCUACUUUCUGAGCCAGAGCCAAGAAUUGACUAUACCCUGAAAGCCGUUGGUGGAAGCCUCACAGCCAUUCCCGGACUAUCAGACAUGAUCGAUGAUACCGUGAAUUCAAUUGUGACAGAUACACUUCAAUGGCCCCACAGGAUUGUUGUUCCGCUAGGUGGUAUACCUGUAGAUAUAAGUGAAUUAGAACUGAAGCCACAGGGCAAGCUUACAGUAACGGUAGUAAAAGCAAAUGAUUUGAAGAACAUGGAGAUGAUUGGAAAAUCUGACCCGUACACGGUUGUUUACAUCCGGCCUCUUUUCAAGGUUAAAACGAAGGUUAUUGAUGACAACCUGAAUCCAGUUUGGGAUCAAACUUUCAAUCUGAUUGUCGAAGACAAGGAGACGCAGUCACUAAUCUUAGAGGUUUUUGAUGAGGACAUUGGACAAGACAAACGGUUAGGAACUGCAAAAUUGCCCUUGAUUGAGUUGGAAGCCGAGACUAUGACUGAGGUCAAUGUGAGAUUGCUUCCAUCACUUGAUAUGUUGAAAAUAAAAGACAAGAAGGACAGAGGGACUGUUACCCUUAAGCUUUUCUAUCACAUAUUCAAUAAGGAGGAACAGUUAGCAGCUCUAGAAGAAGAGAAGCUGAUCAUGGAGGCGAGACGGAAGCUGAAAGAGGCUGGAGUCAUUGGAAGUGCAAUGGAUGCACUCGAUGGAGCAGCAUCCUUGGUUGGAUCCGGGGUGGGGAUGGUUGGUACCGGCAUUGGUGCUGGAGUUGGGCUCGUUGGCAGCGGCAUCGGUGCAGGAGUGGGGCUCGUUGGGAGCGGGCUAGGAGCUGUCGGAAGCGGCCUAAGCAAAGCAGGCAAGUUCAUGGGACGGAGCUUUACAGGACACUCGAGCUCGAGCAGGAGGAGCGGCAGCACAACCCCAGUGAAUAGUACUCCAGAAAAUGGCAGUUCUCGGCCCCUGCAGUAACCACACGCUGCUACUGGGGGAUGUGAUUUCGUGUGGAGGCUUUUGCAAAUUGAUGGUUGGUGAAUGGAUGGAGUAGGGGGCAGUCUUGGUUCUCACUUGGCAUAAGGGCUUGGUUAUACUGCACAUAAGUGAGUUUUAUCCAUGACUGGACGAUAUGCUGCUUCACUUUCUGCUGCAAUGUUUUCUCUGAUACCUUUGUUGUCGUGAAGCAUGUUCCGAGUCGGGGCGCUUGCUUGCUGAAUUUGUUGUUGUGAUGCGGGUGUGAUUUUGGAUGUGUUUGUUUUAUAGAAAAAAAAGAAUUCAUGAGAUGAUUUUUCGGA